Molecule: messenger RNA, 456 nt
Organism: Brachypodium distachyon (stiff brome)
Lineage: Eukaryota; Viridiplantae; Streptophyta; Magnoliopsida; Poales; Poaceae
Exons: 1
Coding region: 1-456 (151 amino acids)
Source: RefSeq, a predicted model, not a curated record
AUGGAAGCAAGGCAUAAAUUGAGCAAACACAGCGAAACAGAUCCUGUUGAUAGUACCGAAUAUAGAAGUAUUGUAGGAAGUCUGAGAUACUUGGUGAAUACAAGGCCAGAUUUGGCAUACUCAGUUGGGAUCGUUAGUCGAUUCAUGGAGAACCCCACAACAGAACACUUUGCAGCGGUGAAGAUGAUUUUGCGGUACAUCGAAGGAACCCUGAAUUAUGGGUGUGUUUACUCAAAGAAGAAAGAGGAGAAGACACAACUAGUCAGGUACAGUGACAGUGAUAUGGCUGGCGACGUUGGUGACCGUAAAAAUACUUCGGGCAUGGCGUUUUUCCUAGGUGGAAAUAUUGUGAGAUGGAUGUCACAGAAGCAGAAGAGCCACAGGUUGUGGCUCUAUUCUCGUGUGAAGCUGAAUACAUUGCAGCAGCUACUGCAGCAUGCCAGAGAGUGUGGCUAG